Molecule: messenger RNA, 1650 nt
Organism: Paraglomus brasilianum
Lineage: Eukaryota; Fungi; Glomeromycota; Glomeromycetes; Paraglomerales; Paraglomeraceae
Source: the annotation of a GenBank genome assembly
AUGGCCUCUACACACUACCAUCACGUAUCGCAAUCACACCAUACUCACAACCAUAACCAUGUCCCAAAUAACCAUUUCUCAAAUAACCACUACAAUCGACAUCCAUCUUCGCAUACGAAGGAAGUCUUUGCAACCCAAUGGCGCUUUAAUAAGAGCGAUUUAAAUCGUACACCGUCGAGAUCCGACGGAAUCUCAAAAGAAGAAGAGAUGGCGAGGCGGUGUAAAGGAGUGAAGUUUAUUGUAGAAUGUGCGUACGAGUUGAAGCUACCACAACCGACGAUAGCGACUGCCACUACAUAUUUACAUAGGUUUUAUAUGAGACAGUCGCUAGCCAAACACCACCAUUACGACAUUGGCGGAACAUGCUUGUUCCUGGCCUGCAAGUCCGAAGAAAGCAAUCGCAAACUAGCUGACGUUGCAACUGCAUGUGCAAAGAAAGCACAGAAGAACGACCGCUUUGAAAAUCGAGCAGAGUUUGAAAAGUGGGCUGGGACAAUACGUUCCAAGGAGCCGAUCGUCUUGGCACAAUUAUGUUUCGAUUUCAACGUUGAGCAUCCGUAUAUUUGGUUGAGAUAUGCUCGAGAACUGAAAGUUCAAAGCAAAGAAACAGCGAGGCUUCUUGCUGUACAGGCCUGGUGUCUAGUGAAUGAUAGCUUGCGUACACCCCUCUGCCUUAUCCACACACCACAAACAAUCGCAAGCGCAGCGCUUUAUUUGUCUGCAAAGUUGUCAGGGAUCGAGUUGAAUGACGACCCCGACCAAGGAAAGGUCUGGUGGUCGAUCCUUAAUAAUGACAUACAAAAAGUCGCAGAUGCGGCAGAGAUGAUGCUUGAACAGUAUGCAACUCAGCCAGAGAUAGCCAAGGAAAUUCAGAUAAUGCAACAAAAGCGAAAGGAGAAUGGAGUUGUAGAUACGGCAGGGAUGAUACGGCAGGGAGACGGGGGGAGGAGAGAACAGAUUUCGGAAAGGAAUGGGGCAAAUCAGAGGGAACGGAGAGCUUCGGAUGGACACUUGAAGGAUGGGCGGUCGAGGGCUGGUGAUAUGAGAGAUGGUUAUAUGACAGAUGGUCACCCGAGGAAUGCUUAUGUAAGAGAGAACUUUACGAGAGAUGGACGAGUGAGAGAUGGUUAUUCGUUUAUGGGAAAUACGGGGAUCUUCAAUGGGCAUGACCAGAGAUUUGACGGGUGGAAAGAUAGUCAGAAGAAUGAAUAUCAGGGUGAUGUCGGUCAGAGAGAGGGCGUUCGCAAAGACACUUCAAUGAAAAAUUACUAUUAUAGAGAUGGAUAUGACAGGAAUAAUUUUAGAGAUGGCAAUUACCAAGAUGCAAUUCAUAGAGGUAUCGAUUACAGAUAUAAUAGGAACGGCAAUUACAAAAAUGCUGUUAAUAGAGGUAUCGAUUAUAGGUAUACUAGAGACAUCAAUUACAAGAAUACCAACUUCAGGCCCUUUUCUUUUCAAUCUCCUUCCAUAAAUCGCACACUCUCGAGUACACAAAACGAGACUCCGGAAGAUGGAGAAAUUACGCAGUUAGAAGACAAUGACAGGCGUUUAUUUGGGAGGAAACGAAGGCGUGAUAUCGAAGACAAGGAUCGAUGUGGGGAUACAGAUUAUUUGGUGCGGAAGAGAGUUAAUAGUGUGGAAGGAUGUUGA